Messenger RNA from Carassius auratus (goldfish), 2123 nucleotides. Its product is annotated as myb/SANT-like DNA-binding domain-containing protein 1. Gene Ontology annotation, cellular component: nuclear body. Gene Ontology annotation, biological process: positive regulation of DNA-templated transcription. The transcript has 3 exons. Bases 437 to 1261 code for a protein of 274 amino acids. Lineage: Eukaryota; Metazoa; Chordata; Actinopteri; Cypriniformes; Cyprinidae. The record is from RefSeq and is a predicted model, not a curated record.
CAACACACUCUACUGCUUUCAGUCCCCAGAGAAGAUGUAUUACACAUGCAGAUUUCCUGGCUGACCGACCUCACUUUGUUGGCUUUCAGCUAAAAGCUUUUUGCUGCAGCAGACUGACCGAGACAAAAGAGCAGUGGAGAAGGGGAAGGGUUUAGCUAGAAUAGGAGGGCCUUAGCGGGCUGUUGCCAGGGUAACUUGACAUCAUGCUGACGAACUUCCCUCUUUAAAAGCUUUUAAAGCGAUUGCUCCAGCCCCCCCAGGUUCCAUUUUGAGGCCUCUUAACUAAGCGUGGGGGGAAGGGCAGCAGAGGCCUGUCUCUCGCACACACAAGCACAUGCUUGAGAAAGCAAAGUAAGGCCAGGAAAACAGACUGCACUGAGAAAGAAUCAAGCUUAAAUCAUAAACCUGAAUGAAAGGUACAUAAUCUGUUCUUUAAAUGGCCUCUGAGGACCUCUGCUUCAGUUACACAGUGCCGGGCUCGAACGAGAAGCACAGGAGGGCUCGUAACUGGACGGAUUCCGAGAUGAAAGCUCUUUUGUACAUUUGGGAAGAGUAUGUGACAGAGCUAAAGAAAGCUAAGCGCAAUGCUAAGAUCUACGAGACGAUGGCUAAGCAACUUUAUGAAUUAACUGGGGAACAGCGACACAGGGAAGAGAUUAAAAUGAAGAUUACCAACAUGACUUUCCAAUUCAGGAAGCUGAAGUACACAGCAAAUGGAAGCAAUGCUACACCUGAUUGGCCAUACUACAAAUCUAUUGAGAGGAUCUUGUCAAAGGUACCAGACCAUGCUCAUAUGAGCCCACCGAACCUCUCGACGUCUGGCCCCUCCACCUCUCAGCUGGAGACUUCUGUACCCCAAUCAGCUCCACCAAGUGGGUUUCUACCGGAGUACACGGGUUCGUCAGAGGAGAGAGAAAUUAACGAUGAGGAAGAAAGCCUAACAGAGAACUCUGAGAGUUCUUUUGAGACCAGGUCACAGCCACAUAAGAGGCGGAGGCUUUCACAUGUGUCACUGCGCCGAAAGAAGCUGCGUGUCCUGGAUGCGAUGCUGCAGGAGCAACGCAGGAUAAGCCAUGCCGUCGAGGAGGCCUGUCAUGAAGUUCGCCGCGUUAUGCAUCAGCAGAACUUCCUGCAGGUGCAGAGCCUCCAGCUUCAGGAACGAAUGAUGAAUCUCCUGGAGAAGAUGGUUCCUGCUUCAUCUGCACCUUGUUGGCCAAACCCACUGGCCUCAAAGGGUUUAGGAGCAUCUACAACUGAGUGACAGGACCUCAGAUACGGGAUAAGGACCUUUUUUGUCUUUGCUGAGGAAGUGUUGCUAUGAUAUCUGAGUAUAAAAGCUAUAACCAACUAGUUAGUGGUACAUUUUAGACCUGUUAAGCACUGUUAAGUCUUCUACAAUAAAUGUUAUUCAAAAAUGUUGACAGAUGUAACCUACAAAAGAAAUUUUGAAGAAAUCAAUAUUUAUGUGUUUAUGUUAUGUGUUUUGAAAUUGGAUUCAUUUGAUUUCUAAAUUGCUGUUAGCUAUUAAGAGACUUAGAUGGUUGACUGACAUCUAAAAGAUUUCAGAUUUCUCUUAUGGCAUUCUUUAAAAGGAUACAAUGUUCAAGAAAACUCCAGAAGGGCGGAAAUUCGGGUCAGACAGAUAACACUAAAUGGUUGGUGAUAAUGUAAACUGGAUUAGGCUGACAAAGAUUCAGAAUUGUAGAGGACAAUCUUAGUUUAGUUAGUACCAUUACAGUUCAAUGUUACACUGUUAUAGCAUACCACAAUUUAGCAAAAUGUAACAUGUUACAAAAUGAAAUUGUUUUGGUAGCAGUUUAUAUAUAUAUAGACGUGUGUGUGUACUGUUCACUAAAAAAUAAUAUAAAACACCCCUUUUUAAUUUCUGAAUUAAUAUUUUUGUCAGAUGUCAAGAAAAGAAAUACGAAAUGCAGUUCGUAAAGUGGUUAUAAAAUGUUUAAUUUUUUUUAUUUAAUAUUGUUUAUAUGAUAAAAUAUAAAAUUAUAUAUAAAAAAUAUUUGUAGAUAUUAUAAAUAAAUAUCACAUAUAACUUAUGAGUUUAGACCACUACAUGAAAUAAAAUUAAGAAACUGUUUGUUUAUAAUUGUUUAAAAUAAUUUAAU